Messenger RNA from Hymenoscyphus albidus, 4500 nucleotides. The record is from the annotation of a GenBank genome assembly. Lineage: Eukaryota; Fungi; Ascomycota; Leotiomycetes; Helotiales; Helotiaceae.
AGAAGAUUCAUUGUUCCACAAUUUUAGAUGAGCGUUUCUGCCCAAGGGCCUUUGAUUUCUGCAUCUGUCUGGUGGUGGUGCCCGAACAACCCUAGUCACUGACGUCCAGUCGGUGGGAGGUUAUCAGCAGGGUUACCACCCAGUCACCGUGCUGUAACCACCUCAGCACUUGACCAUCUUUGUGCGGUGCAGUGCAGUUCACUCACAAACAGUAUUUACUAAUCGCAAACCACCACAACUCAAAGCGACGCUGUUCUCCUUCACUCACCCGCCGAUCUUCGUAUCCAACGAAGACCAUCACCUACUGUCCGAUCGCCAGGAAUCCUCUCCCCGCCCGCAUCCUCAAACAAGUAACUCCGACGCCCCCGGGAAACCCUCGACCUUGCAGCAACCAGAGUCCGAAAUUGGAUGGGCUAGACUACCUGCGCUUUGCAGGACAAUUGAACCGACCAUCUUGAAGCAAGUGCAAGGAGCCUGCGGUUUGCUCAGUACUAGCAGGGCCCUCGACGAUGGGUUUCCUCGGUGUAUACAAGGCAGUUUACGACUACGAGCCUCAUGGAGAGAAUGAGCUAUCCAUCAAGGAAGGGGACAUUCUCUUUGUGCUAGAAAAGAGCGGAGAGGAUGACUGGUGGAAGGCGAAGAAGAAGGCCUCAGGCGACGAUGAGGAUGAGCCUGUGGGAUUAAUUCCCAAUAAUUAUAUCGAGGAGGUACGUACUCGAGGAUUUUGGACGACCGAGGGACUGCCAAUCCCGCGGCAGCUCCCCACCCUCUCGUGGAAGUUGGCCUGCGUGUAGAAAAUGGAUUAUGAGUUGGGAGUGCUACACCACGAAACUUACUAACCAGAAUACAAGGCCCAUCCUUUAAGCUAUGCUCGAGCCAUCUAUGAUUAUACCAGACAGACGGACGAAGAACUGUCUUUCAGCGAAGACGCCAGGCUUGAGGUCUUUGACACUUCAGACCCGGACUGGAUAUUGGUGGGACUAGAUGGGGAAUACGGGUUCGCGCCUUCAAAUUACAUUGAUUUACAGGAUGCAGACGAACCACCGCCGGCAGCAGUCGCGGCUCCCCCACAACUUCCAAGUCGACCCCCGCAUCCCCAAGUCGAGGAGGAACCUGAUUCUCCAAUCAGCCCAGUCCACAACCCAGCAGCCAAUAUAGCAGGAAUUCUGAUCCAGCAACGACAAUCCUCUGUUUCAGCUGCUAGAGCACCUCCUCAAUUUACUCCUGAAGCUUCUGAUGAAGAUGACCCUCCAACUCCAAUACUACCCUCUCGACCGAUUCCUCAACCUAGGGCACCUGAACCUAUCGAUACUCGUGCAACGAGAAGCUUACCAAUGCAGGGCGUAGCGGCGUCUCCUCCAUACAACAGAGCUGCCCAUGAUAGACAUAUUGAUGAUGAGGUUCAAAUUCAUUCGCCUGGGGGAUUCCAUAUGUAUAAUAUCAAUGAGAUGGUUUCUGUCAUGGGAAAACGGAAGAAGAUGCCAACAACCUUAGGAAUAAAUUCGGCUACAGGAGUGAUUAUGAUUGCACCGGAAAAGUCACGAGAUGGACCCGAACAAACCUGGACUGCGGAAAAAAUGAAACAUUACUCGAUAGAGGGAAAGCAUGUAUUCCUGGAGUUGGUACGACCUAGCAAAAGUGUAGAUUUCCACGCAGGAGCAAAGGAUACAGCCGAAGAAAUUGUUAGUGCUCUUGGAGAUCUUGCUGGGGCAGUCAGAGCCGCCGGAUUAGACGAGAUUAUACGAGCUGGAGCUGGUUCUGGUCAAAAACAGAAGAAAGGACAAGUUCUUUAUGACUUUACGUCUCAGGGAGAUGACGAAGUUUCCGUGACUACCGGAGAUGAGGUUCUAAUAAUUGAUGACACUAAGAGCGAGGACUGGUGGCAAGUAAAACGACUCCGAAAUGGAAAAGAGGGUGUGGUACCAAGCAGCUAUAUUGAAAUUACUGGAACUAUCUCCACUGGUGCUAGCGCCAGCAUUUCCGGUAUCAACGCUGGCCUCUCGUCGAAAGACCAAGCAAGACUUGAAGAAGAGCGAUUAGCGAAGGAGUCUUUGAGAACUGCAAGAAGAGAGGAGGACCGUGGGUCAGAGGUAGGCCCUGGAAUGCGUUUACCUGAGAGAGGGAGUAGUCUGUUGGCACGAGAUAGUAAUAACUUUUCGGCGCAACAGAGAAAACGCGAUAGUCGAACCGAUGUUUCAUCACGCACCUCGAAAUCUAGUAUGUACUUGUUGCCCUUUCACUGAGAGAUACUAACAAAUUCUAGAACCCGAUCCUUCCAAAGUCCGAACGUGGACUGACCGCUCCAAAUCUUUCAGCGUUGAGGCCCAAUUCUUAGCACUGAAAGAUGGCAAGAUAAAUCUUCACAAAAUGAAUGGUGUGAAAAUCGCUGUUCCUGUCGUCAAGAUGUCUGUCGAGGAUUUGGAAUACGUUGAAAGAAAAACAGGCAUUUCACUCGAUGAAGAUAAACCCUUAUCAGAUAUCAAAAGACAGCAAAGCCGUGCCGCCGAUAAAGCUCGACGUUCGUCUGGCUCCCCAGCCGGUGCUACCAUUACACAUAAGCCCGAGUAUGAUUGGUUUGAAUUUUUCCUCAGCUGUGAUGUCGCUGUUGGCCUCUGUCAAAGGUAUGCCCAAGCAUUUAACAAGGAUUCCAUGGAUGAGAGUGUUUUGCCUGAUAUCGAUUCGAACAUCUUACGCAAUGUCGGCUUGAAAGAAGGUGACAUAAUAAAAGUUAUGAGAUUUCUGGACAAGAAGUAUGGCCGUCCAGGAAAGAAAGGUGUCAGUUUUGGGGAUGAGGGCGAAGGCGGUAUCUUUUCUGGCCCCGCAGGUACGUUGAAAAACAAUACUAGCAAGGGACGACCAGCACCUCCUGUACAGACCAAUAAUACUGUGGAUCCAAACGCAUUCUCCCAAGAAUCCGGCGGCAAACCAUCGGAGGGUGUAGCCACGCCACUAGCGAAUGCACCCAAACCUGCUCAACAGGAUCCAAGAAGGGGCGGAUUUGACGAUGAUGCUUGGGACGUAAAGCCAUCAAGUCAGCCACCUCGCUCUUCAUCAGUUCCACCCGUAUCUGCACCUGUCCAGGCACCUGCCUUGACGGGCGCUAUGCAAGAGCUCACUUUACUCGACAAGCCAUUAGAGCCGACAAGAGUUCAACCUGCCCCUCCUCCUCAACCACAAGUAACUCAAGCUCCGCUGCCACUACAAGCGCAAGGUCCGCCACCUGUCACCCCGUCAAUCUUCGCAGGAAUCGGAAACCAGCAAACCGGUCUACCACAACAGCAAACUGGUAUGUCACAGCCUACUGGUCUUCUCAAUCAGAACCAAUUUACUCAAAAUGGCGGCGCGGGUAUUGCCCGCCCAAGGCCUACUCCGGGUCAAUACCAAACCCAAAACCAACCUGGCCUAAUGUUACCUCCUCCGCCAGGUCGUCCAUUAUCAGCACCUCAAGCCCAAAGUGCCUUCUCGCUUCCACCAUUACAAGCCCAAAGCACCGGGUUUCAAAAUCAAAUCGCUCCCCCAGGGCAAAGUUUGGCUGAGAUACAGAUGCGUCAGCAGCAGCAGAACAUGCUCCAGCAACAGCAGAAUAUGCAGCAGAAUAACAUGGGUAUGAUGAACCCAAACUUCAACCAAUUCAACCCUGGAGCGCAGAAUGGGUUUCAAUAUCCUAUGGCAACAGGUAUGCCACAGCAGCAACAAGGUUUCAUGAACAAUGGAGCAUCACCAUUUGCUGAUCCACGACAACAACAACAACCUCUCCAGCAACAGCCUACCGGAUUUCAAAGCUCAUUUCCUCAACAACAAUUUCCCCAAGCUACUGGAAUCAAUUCUUUCUUGCCACCCCCAUUACAACCCACCCCAACAGGAGCACCACAACAGCAGAAUGGGUUCAAUUCUUUCAAUGCCCCGCCAAUGCCCCCUAUGCCUCAACAACAAACUGCAGCGCCUUUAAUUCCUCAGAAGACCGGACCACCUCCACCUGUUAGAUUUGGGGUGUCGGGAGACACGAAGAAACUUAUGCCACAAGCUACGGGGCGUCGGGCGAAUCUGUCUCAAGCGAGUAAGUAUUAUCCAUACUGCAUCAAUGACUUGGUAAAGUAUGUUCUGACUAAUCUUCUUCUCUAGCACCGCAAAAUCCUUUUGGCUUCUAAUUAUUGGAAUGGGCUGUGUUGUUUAUAUUUCUCACCUCUCGUAUCCAUAUUAAAUAAACGAGCGGUCGGGUGGGCGGACGGGCAAGCAGACAAGCGGACUGGAAACUGGAAACUACUCGUAUCACCUGUAGAAUAAGCGCGAGACUAGUUAGUUAGGCAUUGCUUUCUUAAUCUGGCCAGGCCGGGUUUCUAGAUAGUUCUCAUACGGGGGAAGGAAGCUGCCUUGUGCUGAUGAGGAAUGGACGAUCUUUGACAAAUAUCCUUCUUCUUGUUUAAUUAUACCCUUUUUUUUAAAUGAUUUUCUCUUGGUCUCUUUUUUUGGUUUUUGGGUACUGUAUUGUGGAUUUUUUUU